AUGCGAUCCCUCCACCUCACAGCGCUGCUCGCCAGCAUCUCCCACGCAGCAAAAUACGAAGAAUACAUCCUCGCUCCCUCUUCCCGCACCCUCCUCCCCGCUGCCAUCUACCAACUCAACGGCACAGUCUCCAACCCCGACUCUCUCCUCUCAAACUCCACCUCUUCCACCGCAGCAACCUUCACCGACGCCUCCUCCCUGACCCUCGACUUUGGCAAAAACAUCGCCGGCCUCGUCUCCUUCACCGUAACCUCCACCUCCGCCGACCAACACAUCGGUCUGGCCUACUCGGAAUCCUCCCUCUGGGUCAACGGCCAAGGCAGCGAUGGCACCGCCGACGCGGGAAUCGAUGAGAUUUUGUGGUUUCAGCCGACGGGUCCGGGAAACUACACGGUCGAUCGAGAGCACGAGCGGGGUGGGUUCAGGUAUUUGAGUCUGAUUCAUAAUACGACCGGUGAGGUGGGGAUUGAUCGGGUCGAGGUGCAUUUCACGCCCAUGCCGCAUUGGGAGGAGGGAAAGCUGAGGGAGUAUACGGGUUGGUUUCAUUGUGAUGAUGAGUUGGUGAAUCGCAUCGACCCACACUACGGCAACGCUCUGGUCCAUCUCUACAAAAUCAACUCGACGCAGCUCGGCGACGAAACUCCCCCAAACACAUGGUACAACAACUUCACCAUCACCAACGGCACUUCCGCACUGGUCGACGGAGCCAAACGAGACCGCCUAGUCUGGGCAGGCGACAUGGCCAUCGCCGUGCCCGCCAUCGUCGUCUCCACCGACGACAUGAUAUCCGUCGCCAACUCCCUCGACUCCCUCUUCGCCGUGCAAAACACCACCACAGGUCAGCUCUCCUACGCCGGCGUUCCCUUUCCCUCACUCUACUCCUCAACCUACCACCUCUACACCCUCAUCGGCGUAGCCGACUACUACCUCUACGCCAACGCCCUCCCCUACCUGCAAGCAAAAUGGCCCGCCUGGAAACUCGCCCUGAACUACUCCCUCUCCUUCAUCGACGACUCCGGCAUGAUGAACGUCACCAGCCCCGCGGACUGGCUCCGCUUCGGCAUGGGCGGCCACAACAUCGAAGCAAACAGCAUCCUCUACUACACCAUCAACCAAGGCCUCCUCCUCGGCGCCGCCGUCCACGAGUCCCCCGACCUCCUCGCCGCCUGGUCCCGCACCGCCGAACGCAUCAAACAAUCCGCCAACACCCUCCUCUGGAACGACACGACCGGUCUCUACCACGACAACGAAACCACCACCCUCUCCCCGCAAGACGGCAACGCCUGGGCCGUGCUCGCCAAUCUCACCGACUCGUCCGAGAAAAACACCGCAAUCUCCACCGCUCUCCGUUCCCGCUGGGGAACUUACGGUGCGCCCGCCGUGGAAGCAGACGACGCUAUUUCACCUUUCAUAUCCGGUUUCGAACUCCGCGCCCAUCUCCUCGCGGGCAACGCCACCUCCGCUCUCGACCUCAUCCGCUUACAAUGGGGCUUCAUGCUCAACGAUCCGCGGAUGACGAACUCGACCUUCAUCGAGGGAUACUCCUCAACAGGCGAACUGCAUUACGCUCCAUACACGAAUGAUCCGCGAGUCAGCCACGCCCACGGCUGGGCGACGGGACCGACGAGCACGUUGACUUUUGAAGUCGGGGGUUUGAAAUUGCUCAGCGCGGGGGGCGCGACGUGGGAGGUGGCGCCACGGUUGGGAGGGUUGAGGAUGGUGGAUACGGGGUUUAGCACCUCUUUGGGACAGUUUGCGGUGGAGGUUAAUGCUACGGCUAGUGGCCAGAUCACGGGGUUCAUGUUCAGCACGCCGGACGGCACGAGCGGGAGGGUUAGUUUGCCGGGGGUUAGUGGGAUGUUGAGGGGUGGGAAUGGGACGACGGUGAGGCUGAUUGAUGGAGAGGCGAGUGAUGUGCCGGGCGGGACGUGGACGUUGGUGGUCGGACCUGAAGGCUCUACUGGUGCUGCUGCGGUGAUGUCCGCGAGCUCGCUGCUUGCUGCCGCCGCGGGCAUAUUUGGUUGCGCGCUGUUGCUGUAG
Messenger RNA from Zymoseptoria tritici IPO323, 2040 nucleotides. RefSeq names its product putative alpha-L-Rhamnosidase (gene MgRha1). Gene Ontology annotation, biological process: carbohydrate metabolic process. The transcript is spliced from 2 exons. The record is from RefSeq and is a predicted model, not a curated record. Lineage: Eukaryota; Fungi; Ascomycota; Dothideomycetes; Mycosphaerellales; Mycosphaerellaceae. Bases 1 to 2040 code for a protein of 679 amino acids.